Endocarpon pusillum Z07020 is the source of this 264-nucleotide messenger RNA. RefSeq lists its product as uncharacterized. The transcript is spliced from 2 exons. NCBI's taxonomy places the organism in Eukaryota, Fungi, Ascomycota, Eurotiomycetes, Verrucariales, Verrucariaceae. The record is from RefSeq and is a predicted model, not a curated record. The coding region runs from base 1 to 264 and encodes 87 amino acids.
AUGGGCGUUGAAGGCAGGACCCCAGGAGGUAUUGGGACAAAGCUACGGACAUUGAAAGCACUCCAUCCAGAACUACAAGGAGAGGCUGGUGUAUGGAUAUGGAACCAGGUUGAUGCUUACAUUCGUGACUGCAACAUUGCCAACCUAGACGAGCUGUUGUACUUCAGUCCGACAGAGCUGGAAGCAGUCUCCCAAUACGAGCAUCCGAAGACCCUGACCGUCCUUAUUCGAAAUCUUACUACGUCAUCAGUUCAGGACAUCUGA